CCUACGCUCAGUGAAGAAAGUGUGCGCCUGCAAAACUGCAGAGGUCCCCACUCCUCUACACACACCUCCAGCACGCCGGCUGUGCGUGUGUGUGAGAGAGCGUGAGUGUGCGAGUGUGUUCUUUAACGGGUGAAGCAGGCUGGAGGCUGGAUCUCGCAUCCCUGGCGAAGUGGAGGGGAAGUUUAACGCUGUGUUCUGGACGGGUCAGUGAAUGAUGGAGCCAUGCUGGACACACACAGCGCUCAGCGCCCCAAGUCUGCGGGACUGAGACUCAGUUUUCAAUGAGUCGAGCUGCUGCUGAGGCGCCGCGAGUCGAGUUCGAUGGGAUCGCCGCUCCACACAGCGCGCGCGAUGUCUGCCACCUUCGCCUCUCUGCUGCUAGCAGUGUUGGGUGUGCUACAUGUGAGUGGGCAGACGGAGAUGAAGCGAGUGGUGGGUGACAACGCCACGCUGCCCUGCCACCAUCAGCUAUGGCAGGGCGACACCUCACUGCUGGACAUCGAGUGGCUUCUGGUCAAGCCCAACGCCAAGCAGAAAGUGGUGAUCACGUACUUUGCGGGCCGCACCUACGACCCCAACGAGGGCGACUCGGGCCGGCUGUCGCUGGCGGGCGACUAUCUCAAAGGGGACGCCUCACUGAUGAUCAGCGACCUCUCGCUCAGCGACUCAGGAGAAUACAGCUGCAAGGUCAAGAAUGGGGGAAAGUACCACUGGAACACGGUCAACCUCAUCGUGCUCGUAAAACCGUCGAAGCCUCGCUGUUGGAUGGAGGGCCGGCUGUUGGAAGGCAGUGAUGUGAAGAUGAGCUGUAAAUCUGCAGACGGUUCUGAUCCCAUUCACUACAAAUGGGAGAGGGUGCUGGACAAGGGCAAAUACGUGGGGAAACUGCCCCCUCUCGCUCUCCUGGAUCUGAAGAAUCCGGAAAUUGUGACGCUGAGGAACCUCACCAGAGAAAGUGCCGGAGUCUACAAAUGCACAGCAAGCAACGACGUGGGGGAGGAGAGCUGCACCGUGGAGGUCAAAAUCCACUAUGUGCGGGGGAUGGGUGUGGUGGCCGGUGCUGUGGUGGGCGUGUCCUUUGGAGUCCUGCUCAUCAUCCUCAUAGUGUGGCUGGUCUUCCGCAAGAAGGAGAAGAAGAAGUACGAAGAGGAGGAGACGCCCAACGAAAUCCGGGAGGACGCAGAGGCUCCUAAAGCAAAGCUGGUGAAGCCCAACUCUCUCUCCUCAUCUCGCUCGGGCAGCUCCCGCUCCGGAGCCUCCUCUACUCAGUCUAUGGUGCACAGCAGCGUCCCCCGGGGGCCCAAGCCUCGUCCCCCGCCCCCCAUCUCAGCCACCCUGAAGGAGAACGGGCAGCCGGCCACUUUCCCCCAAGCCCCUCCUGCUUACACCCAGGUAAAUCCCCCCAAACCCAACCCGACCCAAAACAGCCCCAAACCGAGCCCAUCCAAACUCAGCCCAGCCAACCUGGCCAGAAUGGGGGCCACCCCGGUGAUGAUCCCGGCCCAAACCAAGGCCUUCCAGACUGUCUAG
Colossoma macropomum (tambaqui) is the source of this 1530-nucleotide messenger RNA. RefSeq names its product CXADR-like membrane protein (gene clmpa). Lineage: Eukaryota; Metazoa; Chordata; Actinopteri; Characiformes; Serrasalmidae. Bases 322 to 1530 code for a protein of 402 amino acids. The record is from RefSeq and is a predicted model, not a curated record. The transcript has 7 exons. Gene Ontology annotation, cellular component: membrane; cytoplasmic microtubule; cell surface.